Westerdykella ornata is the source of this 2064-nucleotide messenger RNA. Its product is annotated as Sec2p-domain-containing protein. The transcript has 3 exons. The record is from RefSeq and is a predicted model, not a curated record. Gene Ontology annotation, molecular function: guanyl-nucleotide exchange factor activity. Gene Ontology annotation, biological process: exocytosis. NCBI's taxonomy places the organism in Eukaryota, Fungi, Ascomycota, Dothideomycetes, Pleosporales, Sporormiaceae. Bases 1 to 2064 code for a protein of 687 amino acids. Gene Ontology annotation, cellular component: cell tip; Golgi to plasma membrane transport vesicle.
AUGGCUGAAUAUGUCUCUGCUGCACCUUGGUUGCAUACCAUAGGAUCCUCGGGAACCGUCACCCCUUCCCGCCUGAAGCUGCGCUCCUUAUCCCCUCCGAGUUUGAACAAGCAAGUCACAAAGUCCGUUUCUACGCCGCAGUUGGGGAAGCGGGCGCAUUCGAGCCCCCUGGUGGCCUUCGACAGCGACGUCCUGAACACCAUACCCGAUCCUAGAACCGCGACACCUGAAUGCUCUUUGUCACGCUCUAAUUCCACCGACGCCUCACCUCACCCGGAUCUAAGUCAAGAAGUCGCGACGCUGAGCACGAAACUGGUCAACGCAAUCAACCACCAGGACACUUUGGACAAUGCACUACAACGGACAAGGCAGGAGUUAGAUGCGACAAGGGAGAGGUUGGAGGAAUAUGAGAAGCGAGUCAUGGAGCAUGAGAAACUGGUGCAGACGGGUCGGCUGGUAGAGAAGGAGGUGUUUGACAAGAUGGAGAAGCAGUUAUUGAGCGACCUGGAGGACGAAAGGAAGCGCCGCCGAGACGCUGAGAAAGCGAAGAGGAAGGUGGACUCCGAAGUCGAGACUUUGACUUCUGCGCUCUUCGAAGAGGCCAACACAAUGGUGGCGGCUGCUCGCAAAGAGACUGAGGCUGCAGAGAAACGAAACGAUCAGCUGAAGCAACAGUUAGCGGAUGCCGAAAUCCUUCAGCUGUCCCUUCAAGAACAACUCCAGGACCUAAAAUCUGUAAUGGAGAAAAUGAGUGAGCGCGAUGACAUGGAGAGCAACACACUUGCAACGACCACGGCGCCCUCAACCCCUGGGAUAACGCCUGCGGACAAGCUCAACAAGCUCUUCGAAGCUGCCAACCUGACACCAAAUACCCCUGGAUCUGAUGAGAUUGCGCCAGAGCACCCCCUCCACUUUCACCAUCUGAUACACCCGGUCCUGAGGACUGACCUGCCCUCGUUUAGGGACUUCGAGGAGAUGAUCUGGAAUAGCACUCGCUCGGCCCCUUCAAGCCGUGUAUCAAGUGGCAAUUACGGCGGCCUCAAUGUGCUCGGUCUCGGCGCGCUCACCAACAACUCGACUUCAUCGCUGCCAGCAGCCAGCCGAUCGCCCAGCUCUAAUGGUGGUGAUUCGCGGCGCGACUCUACUGCAAGUACAACGGCCUCAAACUUAAAAGACGAGAAGUUCUACAAGCGCGCCCUGUCCGAGGAUAUUGAACCCACUCUGCGCCUCGAUAUCGCCCCCGGGUUGUCAUGGAUGGCCCGGCGCACUGUGAUCAACAGCAUUACUGCGGGGUCUUUGGUCAUUGAGCCCGCGCCUCCGCCUCAGAAGUUUCGCGGACCGGUUUUCCCUUGUUCCUUGUGCGGCGAGUGUAGGAAAGGCGACGAAUAUGCACGAAAGUAUAGAUUCAAGUCAUCGGAAACUGAUGAAACGAAGCACCCGUUGUGCGAUUGGUGCGUGAAUCGCAUGAGGGCUACUUGCGACUACAUUGGCUUCCUGAGGAUGAUUGCAGCAGGGCAUUGGAGGGCAGAGACAGAAGCGGAAAAGAAGAAUGCUUGGGAAGAAAGCGUACGGUUAAGGGAGCGUAUGUUCUGGAGCCGAGUGGGAGGAGGUGUUGUUCCCGCAUUCUUACCAACGAAAGAAAGUCCCACGAGUCCUGCGUUUGCUACCAAAGACGGCCAGACGAGGACGAGCGAAGAGAGCCAAUUAUCAGAUGCUAAGGCGUUGGAUUCAGCCGUGGAUAUGACGCAGCCGACUAAGCGGACCUCAACGAUAGUGGACGACCCUUUCCGGUCGAAAGAGGAGGAUAAGGCUAAGAGAGUCUCCAUAGGGAAGACCAUUAUCAUGAAUGAAGGCGCGACCGAAGGUCUGACUCCGGCGGAGGAGAGGAAGAUCGAAAAGGAGGUUAAUGAGCAACUGCACAACGAGGUUCGGAGAUCUAUCGAAGCGAAGAGAGAAGGUGGACUGCAGCGCACUCGAGCGGUCUCCACGUCCAUAUCACCAUUGGGAACACCGAAGAAGAAGGACGAGCGACUGAGCCUUACGAUUCCAGGAGCCUUUGAGUGA